CGAAAACGAUGACAACGUGUCAAGAACUAUUUCAGUCGAAGUUGGUACCAUAAGCGCAGAAGAAGACAUUAAGACGUUGCUCACUCCUACCAAAAUGUGUACAUGUACGGACGAAAUGUUAAAGAAGAAUAAAUUCAUAAAGUCCCUUGCCGACUCGACGAAGAUAAUCGAGGGAAGAGUCGAAGUCAAGAUGCCAUGGAAGGAAGGUGGACCACCGCGCCAAAGUAACUACAGCAUCACAUAUCAAAGAAUGCUUUCAUCCGAAAAAACCUUUAGAAAUAAAAAGUGCUUCUACGAAAUCGAAACAGAAGUACAGAAGUUGGUAGAACAAGCCUUCGUUAUUGAAGUACCGACAGAUCAAGUCGACCACAACAAACCUGAAUGGUACCUCCCGAUGCAGGCAGUAUUUACCCCGGAACGUUUGACUAAAAUACGUUUAGUUUUCGAUGCUUCCGCAAAAGGUCCAGACAACAAAUCCCUAAAUGAUUAUCUAGAAAAGGGUCCAAAUUACAUUAAUAAUAUUCAAGAUGUCUUGAUGGCGUGGAGAUAGGACCAUGUAGGAUACUGCGGCGACUUACGAAAGAUGUUUAACCAAAUUAUGAUACAUCCCGAAGACCAGAUAUACCACCGAUUCUUGUUCCGAAAAAAAUCAAGACGAAGAUCCUAAGAUUUUUCAAUGGGUAUGGUUGAAUUUUGGAGACAAAGCCAUACCAGACAUUGCUACAGGAUCGAUUAAUGUAUUGGCUAAAGCCCACCAAGAAGUUUUACCCGAAGCCUCCCAACAACUGCAAGACAACGUUUAUGGCGAUGAUAUCGGUGGCUCAGCCCCAACUCCCGAAAAAAACAAGAAAAUUACUGCGGAUAUCGACAUCAUUCUAAGCACAGGGAAUUUCGAGGUCAAAUCGUGGAAUUCUAAUCACAAAGAAGUCGACAAGUCAAACGAAAAGUGCACUACCUUCCUCGGGCAUAAGUGGAAUAAAGAAAUUGAUGUAUUUACAUUCAAGAAAGAGUUCGAUAUCAGACCAGAAGGAAUAUUCACUAAACGAAGAUGUCUAUCCCUUGUAUCACAACUUUGGGAUCCCCUCAGGCUGGUCUUGCCCGUAAUGAUAAAGUUUAGAGUGGAUCUCCAAGAUUUGUGGGCAUCAGGCUUUUCGUGGGAUGAAGACCUACCAGAUGCCAUCCAAAGUUAA
Molecule: messenger RNA, 1190 nt
Organism: Paramuricea clavata
Lineage: Eukaryota; Metazoa; Cnidaria; Anthozoa; Malacalcyonacea; Plexauridae
Source: the annotation of a GenBank genome assembly